Messenger RNA from Engraulis encrasicolus (European anchovy), 3910 nucleotides. RefSeq lists its product as uncharacterized. The coding region runs from base 1016 to 3658 and encodes 880 amino acids. The transcript has 20 exons. Lineage: Eukaryota; Metazoa; Chordata; Actinopteri; Clupeiformes; Engraulidae. Gene Ontology annotation, molecular function: zinc ion binding. The record is from RefSeq and is a predicted model, not a curated record.
UCCCCCCGGUCACAUUGCAAUGUACGUCUCUAAUUGGCUUGUGCAAAUAUAUGAGUUUUUAGACCUACGUCUUCUUGAUGUUGUAACUUGUUAUAAUGUGGAGCGAUAGGGAUUUUUUUCCCCCGUCAUCAUCACCCCAUGUAUACUGUACUGUACUUUGUUUGGGAUUAAUAAAAUAAGUCUACGUUUAUUUAUGCCCACAAUGCAAACACAAUGCCCCCAGAGGGUUAAGGUGGACCUUAACCCCUGGUGGCAUUGUGUUUGAUUUGUACAUGUGUAUGCUUGUAAUAGGCCUAAUGUACCUUGUAUUAGUUAUUGUUCAAUUCGGCCAACUUCUCCACAGCUCCUGGUACAUAGGUUUAGAAAUGUGUUGCUUUGGUUGCACUUUUAUUACAUAUUGUCUUUCUCUUGGUUCAUAGUUUCUCAAGGUAUGUUUCACAGUCCUUAAUACAUUCCCCCUGUGUCAGAUGUGUUUUUUGUAUUUUAUUCAUGUUUCCUGUUCCGAAUGGACAAUCUGUGAUGAUUGUUACAUGAAUUUCCCCCUCUUCAUAUGGUUAUAUGAAGCAGUGUUCAACCACCUGUUUUGUCAAAUAAAGAGUUUGAUGCCUAUCUGUUUAAUUUAUUGUAUUUUGUUGUUGUUCAAAAUGCCCCCUCCAUGAAUACGAAACCAUGCCAAUGUUAGGAUAUAUAACUAUUAACCUAAUUCUCCAUGAAGUUCUCUUUUGAAAACACAGCAUGAUGUCUGUUUGGUUUUUACACUUAUUCACGUGCAUGUUAUGAGAAACCAUAGUCUGAUUAUUUAGCCUAUCAAUAACAAAGAACCUGUUUAGGCCUAAGCAUCUAAACCGUCUCUGAAGCAACAGCUUUGACGUCAUGUUUCAGGAAAGCAGUGGAAAAGCCUGCCCACAAAGAACUUGUUCUGCCUGCCCAUUAUCUGUGUCUAUGUGCCUGCCCCCCUACAAACCGGAAGUUGUGAUCCAAGGGGGCGUUACAAAUCUCAGGGCCCUUGUACUUAAUGUUCUGUCUACCUGCAAGUCUUCAGUUUCAAAACGGACGACCGAGGACUGCUGGAGAAGACGAACAGCUAGAACUAAGAGAAAAACGGUGUGGAGUAGGACAUCUUUCUCCGUCAUACAUCAUGUCUCUUGACGAGCUGAUGGAUAAAGCGAAACAGCUUACAGAGGAGUUGGAUCCAGAAGGCGACACCACCAAACAACCUGCGAAGAGGAAGAAGUCCGGCGACUCUUCUGUGGUGUGGCGGAAACGGGACCUGAGAGGGCAGCUGGUUUCUCAGCGCCCAGGCCAAGGAACGUCGCAUAAACCUAUACAGAAAAGAAGGGCCGCUCAGACUACAGGAGCUAUUCAUGAAGAACCAGGACCAUCAGAUGUCCCCAAUCUUGAUGAGCUCCUGGCUUCGCUACAAGAGGAUCCUUCCAGCCAGUCUGACAAAGACACCCUCACCUGGGCAGAGCGCCAGGCCCAGAGUGAAGACAGAUGGGGAAACCUGCGCCCCAGUCUCGUGAAUAUGGUGGUCGAGGCAGCCUCAAUGGAGUAUGGCCUCUGUCAGCGUUGCACCACCAAAGAAGCAGUCGUCAAAUGCAGACAGUGCCAGCGCGCUGUAUGUGGGCAGUGCGACCGAAUUGUCCACGAGGGUCUGCUGCACGACCGCGAGGCCAUAUUUGGGCCAUAUUGCCACCCGCUGUCGCCUGACAUGGUGGUAGACAACAUCUUGGGCUGCCACAGCAUAGUAAAGGAAGUUUGUUUGCUUCCUGUGCUGGUGAAGCCACGGUGUCCUUGUGCGCGGGCGGAGGUGAUCCGGCAUCCAAGUAAAAAGGAAGUCAUCCUUAUUGGAAUGAACGGACGAUACCAGUUGCAGAUGCCCACUUAUUCCUGUAGUCUCUGCGACCAGUCCUGGGAGGUGACCGUAGACGACCUUAUAAUGUCAUCUUACUGGCCUGGUUCCGUGGCUUGCCAGACCAUUUUUGAUGUGGACCUGUUUAGGUCAUAUCGGAGCCUGAAGUUGUUGGCGCCAGGAUUGUCACGCCAAGCAUUCUUGGGGAUGUUGGAUGACCGUACGAAGACCUACGGUCGAGCUGGGAAAAUAUCUGGGGACACCUUCCAGAAGUCCUUUGUGGAGUGGUGUGUGGCCCAGGAAACGGUGAGGGAAGACCUUGGCAUCUCCUCAUUCACAUGUACAGCCUGUACACCUGUGAUGCAUGCCAUAGCUGUCGACGGCAACAGGAAGUUAUACCGCUUCAGCAAAUCCACUGGUCCCACAAAGGCACUCUUCAUGGGGAAGUUCCUGGCCAUGGAUGAAGAUGUGGCUGACUUUGUUGAAGAAGUGCAGUCAACCGGCAGAUAUACUCCCGGCAAGGCCUACUGUGGAUCGGCGCAGUUCACGGCGGCACGGGAAAGGGCUUCAAAAAACCCUAAGCAGGAUGAAGAGGGAGUUGAAGUGGCCGUAUGUCGGCAUGGUGUCCUUCUCCGUGGCUUGAACAUGUUUAGGGGCGAAGUAUAUGCGUACCCGAUGUUUCUGCAGAAGGACUUGGCCUCUUCAAAUCCAACCUUUUUCUGCAGCGACGUCAUGUGCAGAUAUUGGCCCUACCUGGAGAGCGUUUCCAAUAGCCUCCCUGCCUUGAAGCCCUUACUUGACAUGAAGCCUCUGUUAUCUGUGAUGCAUGCUAGAGCGCAUGACGGUCCAUGUGAGUUGAAAUGGAGCGGACGGAACCAGUUGGGAGCGGGCAACACAAUUGGAGAAGAAGUUGAACAGGUCAACAGCUUCCUGUCCAGGGCUGGCCUCAGCACCAAAUACAUGGGAAAGAGUGCAAGAGUUGACAGCUUGUCCAUUCUGGCAAUUGAGUGGAACAAGCGAAAAUUUCACCAAAUGGAGUCAAUGUUGGCCAGAAGAUAUGCCAAGAAUAUGAAGCGACUGGACUCAGAGGAGAGCACCCUACAGGAAAUGAAGAAGGCUCACAGUUUGACUCCAGCUCUUCAGGAGCAGUGGGUGUCGGAGGUACAGCAAGCAUGUCAAGUGCCAAAACGUUCCAAUGAUGCCCAAAAAAAAAUUGAAGCGCUCUACGUCUGCAUCAAGAACAGGAAGCAUUACCUGUAUCGGACGGAAGACAGCAACAAGAGACGGCAUGCUGUCAGACGCAAAAUUAGAGAAGAGACCGAAGAAUUGUCCAAAGCCCUGGAUGAUGUGAGACAUCUCUUCAUCCUACCUUCCACUGAGGACCUAUUGCAGCAGGACAACUUUUGGUGGCCAUGGAGUCCCUUGGGGGUGCCACAUCUGCAAGCCAAAAGAGCAGUCCAUGACCAGGUGAUGCUGGUAUGCCGCCUAACCGAGGAGUCUUCCAUUUUGAAGGAUGAAAUGACCCGGCAUGUCCAGAGCAUCAAAGAUAUGCACAAAACUGUCUCAGAUUCUCUUUCGGUCACAGAACACGGAGGUAAAGCUGCUCUCCUGCAGAAAAGGCUGGAAUUCCUCAAUAAGAAACUUCUCAAGACCAAAGAGCUCUUCACUAACGUCCUGAAGGGAGAACUCCCGGAGGAGGAGGAGGAGGAGGAGGAGGUGGAUGAAGAGCAGGUGGAAGAGUACGAGGACUCUGAGGAAGAGGACGAAGAUGUUUUAUUCACCUGUGGACCACAGACUGACGUCUGACACAGCCACAUAACGCAAGUAAAGAUUUGUCCAUUGGCAGCUGAUAUGUCAACACCAUGGAGACCCCAAGACCAGCAGAUCACUUCUACCAGUCUCUCUCUCUCUCUCUCUCUCUCUCUCUCUCUCUCUCUCUCUCUCUCUCUCUCUCUCUCUCUCUCUCUCUCUCUCUCUCUCUCUCUCUCUCUCUCUCUCUCUCUCUCUCUCUCUCUCUCUCUCUCUCUCUCUCUUGUGUGUGUGUGUGUAAGCAAUAAA